AUGGGCAACGGGACCGAGGCUUGCAAUUUUGUUGAAGACGUUAAUUCCUCCUACAAUCCACCAAUACUUCUUAUAACCUUUAUCCUCGGAUUUAUUGGAAAUGUGGUUGCUUUGUGGAUCUUCAGUUUUCAUGUCAAAUCCUGGAAACCAAACACAGUUUAUUCCCUGAACCUGGCGAUUGCAGACACUCUAUUAAUCUGUUGUUUACCGUUUCGAGCAGAUUACUUUAUCCGGGGGAAGAACUGGAUUUUUGGUGAUGUAGCUUGUCGUCUGAAGAUCUUCAUGAUAUUUUUAAAUCGCACGGCCAGUGUCAUUCUCCUCACUGUUAUGGCGAUUGAUCGGUAUUUUAAAGUGGUCCACCCUCACCACAGGAUGAACAAGAUGCCGACAAGGUGUGCAGUGAAGGUAGCCGGCAGCUUGUGGAUUUUUGCAGUGGCAAUUUCGUUCCAUUUUUUAACUGAAUGCCACAAGUUCAGGCACAACAAUCGGACAUUCUGUGAACCCGUUCACAUCCACGAUCACUCGACUAACGCCAUUUGGACCGAUAUCGUUUUCAUUAUUUUUAAGUUUGCUAUUCCGUCUUCGAUUCUCCUCUUCUCUACGUCUCGCAUUAUUCAUAAAUUAACACAGAUGAAAACUGAAAUAAGGCGCAAAUAUAAACGAGCGAUGAAGCUUGUGAUCGCGGUGGCUGCAGUGUUUGUGAUUUGUUUCUUACCCACAAACAUUGCUGUUAUUGCUGUGUUAAUCACGAAGAACAUCAGCCCCGCAAAUUGCUCCUUGAAAGAAACAGCCGUUCAGAUAUUUUACGAUACUCUGUGCAUAACCUACCUGAACAGUGUGUUCGAUCCAGUGAUUUAUUACUUUUCGAGCUCAACCUUCAAAGAUUCUUUGAAGAAAGCUCUUGUUGCUCUUAAACUAAGAUGUUUCGAAUUGGAAACAAACCCAGCAGGCCAAGCGAAAGGGAAACAAUCGGUUGAAUCUUCAAAAUUGUCCUCGGCUGACAAUAUCUGUGAUCAAUUUCAAACUGAGAUGAUAGAGAAUCUUUGAGUUGCCUGUCAAUUACAACUUGCUCUGUCUGGCUCAAACGUUGCCAUCCUGAAACAUAUUUCUUUACAAAUCAGGUAACUUGUUUUAAAAAAAAGCCCAGUGGGCACGUAACAGCCCCACAAUUGCAGACGUCUACAGAGGAGUAUGGCGAUCUCUAGAUAGAAAUAUAACGGAAUGGGACUCCAUCGACAUGUACAUUUAAUAAGAAAUGAAAUUGGUGCUUGCUUUUUUGUUCUUUUUGAGAGCGAUCGCUGAGGGGUGAUAGUGAGAGUUACGCACAGUUGGUGUGAGUUUGGGCAACUCUUAUCUCUAGAGCAAUUCGACCAUUUCAGUUGCACUUUCCUGCACAAUGACUUUGAUUGCUACUUUCAGACAGUGACUGCAAUAUCAACCAAGAAACAAUGCAGCCUUUGGCUAAGUGAACGACUCGCUUGACAGUACAGUAGUUCAUUUUAUUCUUUGGAACUACAGAAAGCCAGCUCAGAGAUAGUGACUCAGUUUUAAUGGCUUGCUAGCUUCUCCAAGGUCCUGCGUUCCACUGUGGGCACCUUAAGGACUUUGAGAAAACUAUAUAAACAUUUGGGACUUCCGUCAGAGAAUUCUGUGCCAUAGUUUGAAUUGCUGAAACUCCCUUAUCUUUUUACCAUUAACUCUGCACAAGUUUCUACAGGAAUUGAAUCAGAUGAGACAACAAAGCACAAUCUUUGCUCCCACAGCUGAUACCAUUAAUCUAAAUAGCUCCACCAGCAGAUGAGGCCUGCUACACAAGUUGAGGAACCUGGAGGAACUAUAAACUUUUACUGCUUAUACAUGUAGGAUUACACUCCAGCUCCUCCUGAAUCUACAGCAGUGCUUUUGGAAAAAAUGUUUAUUGAAUUAAAAUAUAAACCAACUGCUAAACAACCCAGAAUGCAGGAUAAUAGUACAAUGUUUCUGUCUGAUUGAAUAACAAUUGUGCAAGAGGGCCUAAAGAGAGCUUCAGGUCCCUCUUUGACAGAAAUAAGGCACUUAAGACUGAUUCACAUGAAUGUUGAGCUAAUUAGGUCUAACCACCAUUGAAUCACCCACUGUUAUCAUUCAAGAAUCAAUGUUGAUCAGAAAAGUAACUGGCCCAACAAUAGUAUAUUAUUGUUACAAGAGUAGUUCAGAAUCUGGGAAUUCUCUGAUGUGUAGCUCAAUGAUUAACCAUUCAAAGCCUUUCCACCAUCAAUAAAGGGACAAUUCAAAGAAUAUUUCCCACAUGUCUGGGUGUGUACUGUUCCAAUGACUUGUCAAAGCAGUCCAUUAAUCAUCUUCUAUAUUGAAAACCUUAGAACACAUCAUGGUAGCAGUGUGUACAAUCUACAAGAAGCAAUGCAAACAAUUCGCAAAACUUCUUUCAACAGCAUCUUCCAAACCGUUGACUUCAAGCACCUAGAAAAAUAAGGGCAGCAGACAUGUGGAAAAACGACCCACUGUGACUUAUUUUCCAAGUUACACAUAUUAUGACUUCCUUCAUCACCACUGGGCGAAAAGCCUAAAACCUCCUCUCCUCAGCACUGUAGGUGUGUGUAUAAUGCUUGGACUGCAGCAGUUCAAGACCAUCACCGUCUCAAGUGUUAUUAUGUAUGGACAAUAAAUGCUGUCUUUUUACUGUGGAGAAGGAUACUGAGGGUAGAGAAUGUGGGGAAAUAAAGAGCAACAUCUUGAAAAGUGUCCAAAUUAAAGAGGAGGAGAUCUGAAUGUCUAAAAAUGCAUAAAGGUGGAUAGAUCCCCAUGACCUGAACAGGUGUACCCUCCAAUUCUGUGGGAAGCUAGGGAAGUGAUUGCUGAGGUAUUUGUAUCAUUGAUACCCACAGGUGAGGUGCUGGAAGACUGGAGGUUGGCUAAUGUGGUGCCACUAUUUAAGAAAGGUGGUGAGCAAAAGCCUGGGAACAAUAGACUGAUGAGCCUGAUAUUGGUGGUGGGCAAGUUGUUGAAGGGAAUCCUGAGUGACAGGAUUUACAUGUAUUUGGAAAGGAAAGGACUGAUUAGGGAUAGUCAGCAUGGCUUAGUGAAUGGUAAAUCAUGUCUCACUAAUUUGAUUGAGUUUUUUGAAGAAGUAACGAAGAGGAUUGAUGCGGGCAGAUUUACAUGAUGUAAAUUGACUUCAAUAAGGUGUUUGCUGAAGUUCCUACUGAGAGACUGGUCAGCAAGGUUAGAUCGCAUGGAAUAGAGGGUGAACUAGCCAUUUGGAUUCAGAAUUGGCUCAAAGGUAGAAGACAGAGGAUGGUGUUAGAGGGUUGCUUUUUAGACUGGAGACCUGCGACUAUUGGAGUGCCACAAGGAUCGGUGCUGGGUCCACUGCUUUUUGUCAUUUAUAUAAAUGAUUUGGAUAUGAACAUAGGAGGUAUAGUUAAUAAGUUUACAGAUGAUACCAAAAUUGAAGGUGUAGUGGACAGUGAAGAAGGUUACCUUAGAAUACAAUGUGAUCAUGAUCAGAUGGGCCAAUGAGCUGGGGAGUGGCAGAUGGAGUUUAAUUUAGAUAAAUGUGAGGUGCUGCAUUUUGGAAAGGCAAAUCAGGUUAAUGGUGAGAUCCUGGGCACAGUUGCUGAACAAAGAGAUCUUGGAGUGCAGGUUCAUAUAUCCUUGAAACUCUUGUCACAGGUAGAUAGUUUGUUGAAGAAGGCAUUUGGUAUAUUUGCCUUUAUUGGUCAGUGCAUUGAAUAUAGGAUUUGGGAGGUCACGUUGCAGUUUUACAGGACACUGCAUGCAGUUCUGGUCUCCUUUCUGUAGGAAGGAUGUUGUGAAACGUGAAAGGGUUCAGAAAAGAUUUGCAAGGAUGUUGUUUGGGUUGAAGAGUUUUAGCUAUUGAGAGAGGCUGACUAGACUGGGGCUACUUUCCCUGGAAUGUCAGAGGCUGAGGGGUGACCUUAUAGAUGCUUAUAAAAUCAUGUGUGGUAUGGAUAGGGUAAAUAGACAAGGUCUUUUCUCUGGGGUGGGAGAGCCCAAAAGUAGAGGAAUCAAGCUUAAGGUGAGAAGGAAAGAUUUCAAAAGGACCUAAGGGACAGCAAGCAGUAUGUGUAUGAAAUGAGCUGUCAGAGGAAGUGGUGGAGUCUGAUACAAUUACAACAUUUAACAGGCAUCGGGAUGAGUAUAUGAAUAGGAAGGGUUUAGAGGCACAUAGGCCAACUGCUGGCAAAUGCAACUAGAUUUAUUUAGGAUAUCUGGUUAGCAUGGAUGAUUUUGACUGAAUGGUCAGUUUUCAUGCUGUAUAUCUCUAUGAAAAGGAGGUGCCAGUAUUGGACUGGGGUGUACAAAGUUAAAAAUCACAUAACACCAGGUUAUAGAGCAACAGGUUUAUUUGGGAGCACUAGCUUUCAGAGUGCUACUCCUUCAUCAGGUGGUUGUGGUGUAUAAGAUCAUAGGACACAGAAUUUACGCAAAAGUUUACAGUGUGAUGUAACUGAAGUUAUAUAUUGAAAACGACUUGGAUUACUUGUUAAGUCUCUCAUCUUUUGGAAUGGGCAUGUUGGCUUCAGUUCUUUCAGAUAUAAAUCCCAGAACUUCCUUAAGUUACAUUCUCAAGUGAACUUUAACAAUAGGUGCCAUAUUGGCCCAGAUAAUGCAUUGAAGGUGUGCGAUGCCCUGUGUGAGACUGUCUGUGCUCCAAUGUUCAGACUGAUUCUAAUCUAAAAAAGAGAUUUACAGACAUGGAUUCAUGCAGCUUUUGAGCAAACUAAAAUGUAAUUCUGCAAGUACAGAUUCACCCUAAAAACAUAUAUGAGUGUGUGUACAUGUUUGGGGUGGGGAGUGGAGGCACGGGGAGGUAUGAGAGUGUGUCAGAGAAUGUGUGUAUGUGUGUGGGUGUGAGUUUAAAGGGUUGUAAGUCUAUGAGAGGGUGCGUGUGUGAGUGUGGGAGUGUAUGUGUGAGGGUAUGAGAGAGAGCUUGUUUAUGAAAGAACUGAAACCAACAUGCCCAUGUACAUCUCUAUGACUGUUUGACUCUAAUUCUGAGACCCCAUGAAUCAAUUUAAAAAGCUAAAAAUGACCAGAUGUAAUUUGAGGUUGGGAAGCAUGAUUUUUCCUGAAAAUAGAUACAAGGAGAGCUCAUUUCUAUCUUUAUAACUUUUGUGUAACUGCUGUAUGCGUUUUGGAUAAAUACAGAUAAAUAUGGAUAAAUAGGGUUUGACAUUGAUUUAUUAUGUUUUAAACUCAUGAGACUUUGUACAAAACUUUGUUUGAUUGAUUAAAUUCAUAAGAACAUAGGAACAAGAGAAGACCAUUCAGCCUGCUGAGGCUGCCUCAUCACUCAAUGCAGAUCAUAGCUGACGGAAUACUUAAAUGCCUUGUACCCACCCCCCCCAUCCUAUAUGACCCUGUGUGUCACCAGGGAUCAGAAAUCUAUCAAUCUCUACCUUAAACAUACUCAAAGACUGAGCUUUUACAGCCCUCCAUGGUAGAGGAUUCCUAAGGUUUACAAGUGUCUGAGCUGCCUCAUCUCUGACCAUAUUUUGUUCUCCAGCCAGGGGACACAUCUUACCUGAAUCAAACACUGUCCAAUUCUUUAAGUACUAUGUAAGUUUCAAUGAGAUGUUCUUGUUCUUUGAAACUGUAGAGAAUAGAGGCUCUGUUUGUCCAAUUUCUCUUCAUUGCACAAGUCCUGUCAUUCCAGGAACAAGUCUGAUGAACCAUUAUUGCUCUCACUCUAUGGCUAUCAUAUCUCUCCUGAGAUGAUGACACUUCCAGGUGCGAUGUAUACAAUCUUUUAUACGGUUGAAGCAUGACUUUAGGAUUCUUGUACUCAAAUCCUUUUGCACUAAAAGUUGCUACAUCUGUAUGUUAACUCCCAGUGACUUAUUGACAAGGGUGCCUCAAAACGUUUUACCUUUUAAGAAAUACUCUGCACAUCUGUUUUCUUUGCCAAUGUAGAUAGCUUCACAUUUUUACACAUUACAUUUUAUCUGCCAUGCUGUAGACCAUUCACUGAGUCUUUCCAAAUCCUUUUGAAGCCUCUUUACAUCUUUCUCACAACACACAUUCCGACUUAGCUUUGUAUCAGUCACAAGUUUGGAAAUUUUACAUUUGUUUCAACUCUAAAUCAUUGAUAUAUAUAUAGUGAACAGCUGGGGCCCAAGUACUGUUCUUCACAGUACCCCCACCUGCUAGUGUGAGAAUGACCCAUUUAUUGUUACUCCUGUUUUCUAUCCAUGCCGGUACAUUACCUCCUUUCCCAUAUGCUUUCAUUUUUGUAACCAGCCUCCUGUGGGAAAAAUUCACUGAUCAAAAAUCUUCUGAUCCAUUAACUCCCAUUUGUCAAUUUUACUACUAACAUCUUUUUUAAAAACUCCAAGAACAUGAUUAAACACAAUUUCCCAUUUGCAAAUCCAUGCUGAUUGCUGAACCAGAUCAUUAUCAAUAAGGUACCUAUUUAGCGCAUUUUGCUUACUACAGACGUAAAGUUGACAGCUCUGCAGUUUCUUUUUCAGAUCAACAUAACAUUCAGAAAUGUAGCCAUGGGCAGGAGAAACAGAAACUGCAAAUCAACAACCUUACCACAUAUUGUACCAGAAGUAAUGGUUAAUUAAUUGCAAUCUAUCAGUUUCCUAAAAUUAAAUCGAGCUUUCCAUGAAAUGCUGUGAAUCUGUCAUUUCCUGUCGCUAGGUUGUAUAUUUAAAAUAAAGAUGAUGGGACUAUUUGCAGAUGAUGCUUUAAGUAUGCUAAUUUCAGCUAUGGGUUGUUCUUCCGAUAAAGUAUAUGACAGUUGCAGGGAGCUUGCAUUUCAAAGUGAUUUAGAUUUCACAAAAGAUGAGGUGUUAAGCGAAGAAAGAUGCAAUAAUUGAAAGGACAGAAUGAAUAAAACAUUGGAUAAAAUACUCUUCUUUUCAACAUAACUGCAACAAAACAAAAUUGUUAUAGAAGUCCAGUUGAAUUAUGAGAAACAAUGCCAUAACUGUUAAUAAAUGUAUUGUGAGAGACAAUACUGGUCCAAUUUUACCUUUUUUUUUAUCUUGUGGUACAUAUAAUUUGUUCACACGCUGCACUAAAAUAAUUGCAGAAGUGAACAUAAUAGUCUGUUCAUACUUUUGCUCUCUUUCUGGACACACAGUAAAAUGUGUAUGUUUUUGCGGCCACACAUAUUGC
Hemiscyllium ocellatum (epaulette shark) is the source of this 7149-nucleotide messenger RNA. RefSeq names its product hydroxycarboxylic acid receptor 2-like. The transcript has a single exon. Gene Ontology annotation, molecular function: thrombin-activated receptor activity. Gene Ontology annotation, biological process: thrombin-activated receptor signaling pathway; blood coagulation. Bases 1 to 1047 code for a protein of 348 amino acids. The record is from RefSeq and is a predicted model, not a curated record. Gene Ontology annotation, cellular component: membrane. Lineage: Eukaryota; Metazoa; Chordata; Chondrichthyes; Orectolobiformes; Hemiscylliidae.